AUGGCUAUCGAUGCAAACCAGAUCGUUUCUGUCGUGGAAAUCGUGGUCUAUGUCCCUGCCCUUCUCCUAUCGUUGAUUGUUUGCAAUCGACAUGGCUUCAGUCGCAGUUCCGGGUGGUAUUAUACAUUUACUCUAAGUCUCAUUCGCAUAAUCGGCGACGUGCUGCUGCUGCUGACAUACUCGAAUACCUCGACUGGUCUCUUAAUCGCUGCUGUUAUCUUUGAUCAUAUUGGCCUGACUCCGCUGUUGCUUGCUACGUUGGGGAUGUUGUCACGCUUAGUCGACUUGAUCAACUCCAGCACAACCACAUCCAUAACAAUCAAAUACUUCCGCCUCGUCCAACUGGCCGUUGUCGUAGGCGCAGUUCUCGGCAUCGUUGGCGCAGAACAAGCUAGUUCUUCAUCCUCGCCCUCAGCCAUGACCUACAUCGCGGUACUAUGCUACGUAGCCGCCUACGCCGUGAUUGUGCUUGUAUUCUGCCUUGCUCUCCCUUUUACGCGAGAACACAUUCGUGACGCCGAACGAGCGCUCGCGCCUGCAAUCGGACUUGCGCUGCCGUUGGUUCUGGUAAGGCUUGCGUAUCAGGUACUUGUGGUCUUUGUGCAUCGCGGAGCAUUCAGCCGUCUUGGCCAGGGCUCGGUUGGGGUUCAUGUUGCGAUGGCUGUGGUGGAGGAGUUUGUCGUUGUGGCGAUUUAUCUAUUCUUGGGCUUCAGGUUGGAUAGACUUAAUGUGGAUGAGCAAGGUCCCAUUCUUUCUCGGACAUGGAAGGAUAGAGGAUCAAGAGGGGAGCGUCGUAGUAGAAGCAGGAAGAGGGGAAGGAGUGGGAGGGGAGUUGCUGAUGAGAGGAGAGACUAUUGGGGGGAAGAGGAUGGGAGGAAUUACCGGGAGAUGCAUCUCCAGUCUGUUGGCAUAGAGCAACGGCAAGCCUACAAUUGA
Messenger RNA from Talaromyces marneffei, 936 nucleotides. RefSeq lists its product as uncharacterized. The transcript is spliced from 3 exons. The coding region runs from base 1 to 936 and encodes 311 amino acids. Lineage: Eukaryota; Fungi; Ascomycota; Eurotiomycetes; Eurotiales; Trichocomaceae. The record is from RefSeq and is a predicted model, not a curated record.